This is a messenger RNA of Arachis duranensis, 2787 nucleotides long. RefSeq names its product alkylated DNA repair protein ALKBH8 homolog. NCBI's taxonomy places the organism in Eukaryota, Viridiplantae, Streptophyta, Magnoliopsida, Fabales, Fabaceae. The transcript is spliced from 9 exons. Gene Ontology annotation, biological process: oxidative demethylation. The coding region runs from base 189 to 1217 and encodes 342 amino acids. Gene Ontology annotation, molecular function: RNA binding; demethylase activity; oxidoreductase activity. The record is from RefSeq and is a predicted model, not a curated record.
UUAUGAUUCUGGGUUCGUUGAAUGCGGCUUCAAGCUUUUCGCUCUUUGCCCUCUUUGCCCUCCAUCAUACUACUGCUCCCUCUUUGCCCUCACCGUCCUCCAAAACUAGCUGAAGACAUUCCCCAAAUCGGUCAAAAUUGAAAAGUUCAUUCCAAUUCUCGAUAUUCAAAGCUUUGUUGUUUUCAUUGAUGGGUUUGCCGAGGUUUGGGCGUCCCAAGAAUGGUGUUGAACUGAGUCCAAACCUGUAUGUGGCAAAUUGUGGACCUGCUGUGGGGAUCUCCCAUGAUGACAUUGCAUCUGUUUUCUGCAAAUUUGGUGAGCUCAAAGGGGUUUAUGCAGCUGAUGAGAGUGGCACACGUGUCAUUGUGUCUUUCUCUGAAGAGGGUUCUGCACAAUCUGCAUUCAAGGCAUUAGAUGGAACCCCAUGUCCUGAACUCGGAGGAAGGUCCUUGCAUAUUCGUUAUUCAGUGAUUCAGCCAACUCCAAAGGAUGAAGUUAGUGACAUGGUUCCAGUAUCUAUUAAUGCAUCGGAAUUGAGUAUUCCAGGACUUUACCUAGUGCACAACUUCAUUAGCGCUAAAGAAGAAGAGGAAUUACUCCAAGCUGUUGACAGUCGGCCUUGGAACAGUCUUGCCAAAAGAAGGGUUCAACACUAUGGUUAUGAAUUUCGUUACGAUAUUAGGAAUGUUAAUACAAGGCAUUGCUUAGGUGAGCUUCCAUCUUUUGUUUCUCCAAUACUUGAAAGAAUCUCAUCAUGUCCAACUUUCAAGAGUGCUGAACAUAUUGUUUUGGACCAACUUACUGUAAAUGAGUAUCCUCCUGGGGUGGGCUUGUCCCCCCAUAUAGAUACCCAUUCAGCAUUCGAAGAUUUAAUUUUCAGCCUUUCAUUAUCAGGGCCUUGUAUAAUGGAGUUCAGAAAAUAUGAAAAUGGUGAUUGGCAUACUAAAGUUGCCUCAAGUGCUGUUUCAGAAGGAGGAAGUCCGGAAGACGAUUCAAAUUUUUUAAGGAAGGCUAUCUAUCUACCCCCUCGAUCUUUGCUACUCUUGUCUGGAGAAGCACGUUAUGCAUGGAACCAUUAUAUUCCACACCACAAGAUUGACAAAGUGAACGGCAGAGUCAUCAGAAGGGCAUCAAGAAGGGUCUCUUUCACAUUUCGAAAGGUUAGAACAGGUGCAUGCGAAUGUGAAUUCCCUCAGUAUUGUGACUCCCAACGAUAAUGUUUAUUAAACUAUUCUUCCACCUUAACCUAUGACAACAUUCUAGAAGACUUAUCCUCCUGUUGCUCAAUCUCCUCAAUUCUUUUACCAAUUAAUCUUGUUUUAUCAUUGAUAUAGGAACCAUUUUUUUUGUGCACUUUGAUCCAUAACUCUCCUCUACCAAUUCUUUUCCCUUGUUCUUCCGACUCUUCUUCCAUCCGCAGUGCAAAGCUUUUCGAACCACCAGUGUGGAUAUAUAGUUGCUUUGAUCGAUUAAUCGCGUUUUUUCUGCACUUCUCCUUUGUCUCAGUUUCGGCGGGAGUGACCGUUAAGGAACAAUCUCCAAUGCUCUCGAUCAAUUCCCGGCAGACUUUGCUCAAUGUUUCUUCAGUCGUAAAUGUUGGCUCGUAAAAAGCAUCGUACAACCUCAGCCUUGCUUCUUUCCAAAACUUCUCCAUACUUUUCAAAAUAUUUUUCUUGACAGUUCCUUCAUUAUCUUCAUCAAAGUAGAAAAUUUGCUUGAUGCAUUCGUUAUAAACCUUGUCUUUAGUGGUAAUCUUACGCCAACUUUCCUCACAGAUAGAAAAUUUUCCAUAGUCAGAUCCCAGCAGACCAAGCACGCAACUCAACAGUCCAGUUUCGUCUCCAAUUACUUGCUUUACACUUUUGAACCUAAGCACGAUCUUCCUUUCGUUAGGCCGUUCCAUAGCCUCCCUCACGCUUAGUCUUGCCGGCGUGAUUGUGCCGUCAGAAUUGCCCAAAACUCUGUAGUCUUGCGUCUUGGACAAUUCUGACGGCACAAUCAAGACUAAGCGUGAGGGAGGUUAUGGAACGGCCUAACGGUAGGAAGAUCGUACUUAGGUUUAAGAGUGUAAAGCUAGCAAUUGGAGACGAAGCUGGACUGUUGAGUGGUGUGCUUGUUCUGUUGGGAUCUGACUAUGGAAAAUUUUCUAUCUGUGAGAAAAAUUGGCGUAAAAUUACCACUAAAGACAAGGUUUAUAAUGAAAAGAUAGUGAAGGAACUAUCAAGAAAAAUAUUUUGAAAAAUAUGGGGAAGUAUUGGAAGGAAGUAAAGCUGAGGUUGUACGAUGCUUAUUACGAGCCAACAUUUACGACUGAAGAAACAUUGAGCAACGUCGCCGAGAAUUGAUCGAGAGCAUUGGAGAUGGUUUCUUAAUUGUCGCGCCCGCCCGCCGAAGCUGAGACAAAGGAGAAGUGCAGGAAAAACGCGAUUAAUCGAUCAAAGCAACUAUAUACCCACAUUGGUGGUUUGAAAAGCUUUGCACGGCGGAUGGAAGAAGAGUAUGAAGAACAAGGGAGGAGAGUUAUGGAUCAAAGUGCACAAAAAAAGAUGGCUCCUAUAUCAAUGAUGAAGCAAGAUUAAUUGGUGAAAGAAUUGAAGAGAUUGAGCAACAAGAUGAGUCUUCUAGAGUGUUGUCAUGGGUAGGUGGAAGAGUAGUUUAAUGUUUUACGAAGUGAAGGAGAAAGCAUCAAAUAUCUAUGACACUGAGAGUUGCUGAGGUGUUCAUCCUGCUGAUGAAAUGUGGUUUCACUCCGAUAUUACAUAACAAUACGAUGGGGUUAUUCUGGAA